AUGAUUAGAAGAUAAAAUUACUUACCCAAAAUCCUAUAAAUUAUUCAAGAAAAAAAGAAAGCUCUCAUUCAAUAAUAGCAAUCUCUCUAAAUUCCAGAAUAAAACCUUAACUAAUAUUCAAAAAUGUCUUACAUGAACAUUAAGAAUGAAUUUAAUACGCUAAAAUAUUUUACAUGA
Paramecium sonneborni is the source of this 177-nucleotide messenger RNA. The record is from the annotation of a GenBank genome assembly. Lineage: Eukaryota; Ciliophora; Oligohymenophorea; Peniculida; Parameciidae.